AUCCAGACCCAGCAACUCCAUGCUGCCAUGGCUGACACUUUCUUGGAGCACAUGUGCCGCCUGGACAUUGACUCUGAACCAAUCGUGGCAAGAAACACAGGGAUUAUCUGCACCAUCGGCCCUGCAUCCCGUUCUGUUGAGAUAUUGAAAGAGAUGAUAAAAUCUGGAAUGAAUGUAGCUCGCCUCAACUUUUCUCACGGAACACACGAGUACCAUGAAAGCACGAUUAAGAACGUAAGGGCGGCUACAGAGAGCUUUGCUUCAACCCCCAUUCACUACCGACCAGUGGCAGUUGCGCUGGACACCAAAGGGCCAGAGAUUCGAACAGGACUUGUAAAGGGAUGUGCCACAGCAGAGGUGGAGUUGAAAAAGGGCGCUGAGCUCAAGUUGACACUGGAUGAUGCCUUCAUGGACCACUGUGAUGAGAAAAAUCUCUGGGUGGACUAUAAGAACUUGCCCAAGGUCGUGUCUCCAGGCAGCAAAGUCUAUGUGGAUGAUGGUCUCAUCUCUCUACUCGUGAAAGAAAUUGGUGAUAAUUACGUCCUUACUGAGGUGGAGAAUGGUGGUACCUUGGGCAGUAAGAAGGGGGUAAACCUCCCUGGUGCAGCUGUUGAUCUUCCUGCUGUUUCUGAGAAGGACAUCCAGGACUUGAAGUUUGGAGUCGAGCAGGAUGUGGACAUGGUAUUUGCAUCUUUCAUCCGCAAAGCUUCAGAUGUUGAAGCAGUCCGGAACGUCUUAGGAGAAAAGGGGAAGAACAUCCGGAUAAUCAGCAAGAUAGAAAACCAUGAAGGCGUGCGCAGAUUUGACGAGAUCCUGGAGGCCAGUGAUGGGAUAAUGGUGGCACGAGGAGACCUUGGAAUUGAGAUUCCGGCGGAGAAAGUCUUCCUUGCUCAGAAGAUGAUGAUUGGGCGCUGCAAUAGGGCGGGGAAGCCUGUAAUCUGUGCCACACAGAUGUUGGAGAGUAUGAUUAAGAAGCCUCGUCCCACCCGGGCAGAAGGCAGUGAUGUUGCCAAUGCUGUCUUGGAUGGAGCAGACUGUAUCAUGUUGUCAGGAGAGACUGCCAAGGGGGAUUACCCACUAGAGGCUGUCCGUAUGCAAC
Ailuropoda melanoleuca (giant panda) is the source of this 1099-nucleotide messenger RNA. Its product is annotated as pyruvate kinase PKM-like. The record is from RefSeq and is a predicted model, not a curated record. The annotation marks the transcript as partial. The transcript has a single exon. NCBI's taxonomy places the organism in Eukaryota, Metazoa, Chordata, Mammalia, Carnivora, Ursidae. Gene Ontology annotation, molecular function: magnesium ion binding; pyruvate kinase activity; potassium ion binding. Gene Ontology annotation, biological process: glycolytic process.